AAUGACGCUUAUCUGGUUAACUUAUGAAAGCAAUUAUACUAUUAUACAGACAAUUAAAAUCUCAAUUUUAUCUUUCUUGAUAAACAAUGCCAACAUAUUAAUUAAAGUAAUUAGAUGAUACAGAUUUGAUAAUAAAAAGCCAUUUUAUAAUUUCUUAGAUUAUUAAAAAACUGAACAGCUAAGUAAGGACAAUAUCAGUUGUGAAACAAAAUGGAUCUGCGUAUAUGCGCAAUGUUGUUGGUGUUUGUCGUAUUGUCUCAGAGUGCAGAGGAUGAAGUCGGCAUUCCUCAUUGUGUGGAUAUCGUAUUUGUGCUGCAAAAUUCCUGCAAUUUGAAACAGCAUAGAUAUGUUGAUGCAGCAGAAUUAUUUAUGCAAAGAGCAGCCGAUAAACUAAUUGACACCAAUGGAAGGGCCAAGCUCUCCUUGAUCACAUACAGCAAGGAUGCAGAAGAGAUAAUUCACAAAAAGACAGCAGCUGAAUUUAAAACUGCACUCACUCAAACAGAUAUCCAUGGAGGAACUACAUGUAACUACCUUAAAGCUGAAACAUACAAGGCCCUCAGCAUGGUACGCAAUGGAACAUAUUUUGAUGAUGUACAGGACAAAGAUGGAAAAACAAUACCAAGGGGAAAGUUUGUAGUGGUUCUUACAGAUGGGAUCUCAUUUGAUCGCAAGAGCAACAUGGCAGAGGCAUUGUCCAAAACAAAGGAACAAAUAGAGCUCUUACGUGGGUCUCAUGGUGGUAUAAAGUAUAUCACUUUGCAUUUUGAUGUCACUCAACCAGGGGAUACAAGACUAGGGAAUGUAGAGAUCGAUGCAUAUGACCCUGUCACACGCCUAUCUCUGACAGAAUCAGACCCACUCCCUGCUCUAAUGCUAUCACUAUCAAAAUAUAUUUGUGAAAAGAAAGAUGUGCCAGUGAGCUGUAACAAUACUCUUGAUAUUGUCUACAUCAUGGACAGAUCCAAGAGCAUCAACGUUAAAGAUAUUAAGUUUGUCAAACAGUUCUUCAUCGAUCUCACUGAAAAACUCAUGUCAGCUGCACCCGACACUAAUAUAGGAGCUAUAUCUUACUUUGGACAAAUCAUACAUGAGUUCAAACUUGGAGAGUUCAAGACAAAAGAAGAAGUCAUUGAAGCUAUUGGACUGAUACCAGAAAAAACUGGUAAAUACACACAUACCAACUAUGCACUUGAGAGAGCUCGCACACACAAAGAUUACUUUGGAAUAGCUAGAGGUAAAGAGCCAGAUGGAAUUAGGAACAGAAAAGAGUUUGGUGAUGUCAUUGUUUUAUCUACUGAUGGUCGCACAUGGUUACGUUAUGGAGGGAAGAAUGAGCAUGUUACACCAACACAGGGUAAGCUGAAUGUAAAAGCAGGUAUACAACAGGUUAUCAUAGGCCUACCUAACGCAAAUGAUUUAAAGGAUGGCAUUAUUGAAUGGGAAAAAGUGCAACCUAACCCUAACCUGAUUUUCAAUCUGCAAACAGAAGAUUAUACACCUGAAAGUUUUAAGAAACUUUUGACUAUCACAUCAGAGAUUUCAGCAACUGCAUGUUCUGCGACGAAGAAUGAGUUAGUGGUUGGAUAGCACUUACAUGAAAUCACUUGACAGAUCAUUGGAACAAAGACAUGAAAGACUGAAAAAACUGUUAAAAUUCUAAUAUUAAAUAAACAAUUUCUUGCUUGAAAAUGAUUAUGCAAAGCAUUGUUGUUGUUACUCCAAGAAAUUGAAUUCUUCCACAAAAUAUAUGUUCUCCACUCAGAAAACAUUUGUUAGGGGUCAGAACAAUAUUUUGAUAACAAUGGAUUGGCCUUGUGAGAUGUUUACAAUGUUUACAUGUGAACCACAUAUUUUUAAUAUGAAACUUAUACCUGAGGUUUAAAAAUGAGGUACAUAUAUUUUUUUUUAUAAAAUGUUCAUGAUAUAAUUAUGUUUCAAAAAUACAUGUGUAGCAAAAAGGAGGGGUCACUGACUUCAUUAUUUGCUUGAAUCUAGAAAGCAUUUUCAUUCCAUUCCCAUGUUGGGAUAUAGGAGAGUAAGGGUUUAAAAGGUAAAUUAUAUAUCCAAACUG
Messenger RNA from Owenia fusiformis, 2074 nucleotides. NCBI's taxonomy places the organism in Eukaryota, Metazoa, Annelida, Polychaeta, Sabellida, Oweniidae. The record is from the annotation of a GenBank genome assembly.